Corythoichthys intestinalis (scribbled pipefish) is the source of this 3160-nucleotide messenger RNA. RefSeq names its product THAP domain-containing protein 2-like. The record is from RefSeq and is a predicted model, not a curated record. The coding region runs from base 150 to 1346 and encodes 398 amino acids. Lineage: Eukaryota; Metazoa; Chordata; Actinopteri; Syngnathiformes; Syngnathidae. The transcript has 9 exons.
UGUAAAUACAGUGAUGCAGCAAACGUAACUAACUGGGCUGGCAGCCAUUUUGCGGCAGAAGGCUUCUCGGCGGUGGCGUUGGGAAACAGCGGCCAUCUUGGGGCAGCAGUCGUCUGAACGUUCGAAAUAGGCCUUGCUCCACAUAGAAAAUGCCCGAUUUUUGCGCCGCCCGCGGCUGUCACAAUGAACGUAGCGCCCAAACGAAAACCAAUGGGAUCACCUUUCACAAGUUUCCAAAAAACAAAGAUCGCAGGAUCCAGUGGGAACGUGCUGUAAGAAGGCAUGGUUUCGUUGCCUCCGACAGGUCACUGCUAUGCAGUGAGCACUUUAAACAGGAAGAUUUUGACAAGACUGGGCAGACUGUCAGGCUUAGAGCUAAUGUUGUGCCAAAAAUCUUUUGCUUCUCUGCUCCUGUUGAGUCUAGUCUAAACAAAAAAAAGCCGGUAGUAAAAAGAACCACAGCUACUUCGCGAAGAGCAGCGGAAAACUGGCCCACGGAGGUUGAAGAAAAAAAAAGCAAAACUGAUUCUACAAUAGAAGAGGAAAAAGAGCCCACGGAUCCUCAACAGAAUAAUCCUCCUCCUGAGAAUAAUCCUUCUCCUGAUGUUGUGAGUAAGGCACCAAAUCGAGAAGCGAUGUUGGCAGAGCUUCACGCCAAGCAACAAGCAGCCAUUGCAGAAGUACAAAGGAGUCGGAGGAGGAAGAUCACUGACCACCAGUAUGCACUGCCUUUUAGCCCCAAGGACCUAAAGCUCAAAUUCGAGUUAGCCCUCAAAACAGUGCAGAAACUGCGGCGGGAGAAGGUCAACGCCUUGAUGAGGGAAAGAAGGGCCAAGAAAUAUAUGCAGGCCGCCUUGGAGGAGUUGAAACAAAAAAAUGAAAUCAUUGAAGAUCUACAGGACAAGCUUGAAUGCUACUCGGAUAUUCCGGUUGAACUCCUGGCGAGGCAAGGUGUAGAGUACACCAAGGACCAGAAAGAUUUUGCCUUCAAGCUCUAUCUGCAUGGUCCAAAGGCAUAUAAUUACCUGAGAGAGAGACUGAAGAUUCACCUCCCACAUCCCAGUUCAAUUCAGAGGUGGCUGAGCACCGCUGAAUCCAAGCAAGGUCUCAACCACAUGGUGCGGGACAUGCUAGAAAGACUGCGCCAGGAAGAUGAUGGCAAGUCUGCUUGCGUCACGCAGAUACAAGACGAUGCCAUCACGCAGAUACAAGACGAUGCCAUGGCCGGAGAUGAUGAAGUUCAGGAUGACACAGAGACACAGACUGUGUGUGUUUUUGUCGAAACUGAGGAUCAAUUCAAUCAAACUUCUGCUGCUGUGCAGGGGCUCCAAGGUUAUUGGGAAUAACUGGGAAAAUUGGUGAACCGUAAAAGUAAGAGGAGCCAAGAAGCAUAAACUUCAAAACAGGAAAUAACGCAGUACAGUUAUGUGGUUGCCGAAGCCAUGGACAAAGACAAAUUAAAAAAGUAAAGUGACUAGGGUUGAGUUACUGGUUCUGUCUGUAACAUGUCAUAAGUCGGGCAAAAAUGUUCAUAGUUACGCUCUGUAAAUGCAGACGUUUGUAAAUGUCUUAUUUUGAUUAAACACAAAGAUUAACAAUUAUAAGAGCUGAUGAGUAAUUUAGCAAUCAACCAUUUGGUGGAUUUUUAUUUAUUGUUUCAUUUCUCGUUUUGUUGUUUUGAGCAAUUUGUGGUUUUUAUCUCUCGUUAUUCCCGUAUUCAUUAACUUUGGAAGUCGCAUUAUGACAACUGUAACAUUUUUGUAUGUUUUCUAAGUAUAUUGAAUCUUUAUUUUGUGUUUACAUGAGUUAAUUCAAUGCAUUAGCGCUUCAGUACAAGAGCAACAAUAGCUCCACCUCGUGGACGAAAGAAUUCAAAGCAUUCUUCGUUACUAGCCUGUUUGAAACAAAGGAUGACUCGCACUUGUGUUACCCCAAAAAUACUCUUGUAUCGUUCAAUAAUCAAGUAAGGUCAAAUAAAUACGAUAUGGGUGUAUGUAAUAUUUACAUAAGUCCGUUUGUGGUCAUUGAAGUAGAAAAACUUGGCGAAAACGUGGGUCAAAAAAUAUUAAAAAGAAUAAAAACAUGAGAAAAGAAUGCUUGAAAAAAAGUUAAAAUACCAAAAGAAACUGAAAUAGUAAGAAAUGCAGUUUUUUCUUGUCCUACUUCCUACAACAACCAAAUUUAAUCUGAUGUAAAAACAGCCCGCCCGUCUCAUCAGACCAUAUGACAUGGUUCCCGUAAUCCAUGUUCUUUGUUGACAUGUCUUCAGCAAACUGUUUGUGGGCUUUCUGUUAACCGUCUUCAGAAGAGGCUUCCUCCUGGGGUGACAGUCAUGCAGACCAAUUUGAUGUAGAGUGCGGCGUAUGGUCUGAGCACUAACAGGCUGACCCCCCCACCUCUUCAAUCUCUGCAGCAAUGCUGACAGCACUCCUGUAACGAGUCACAUGAUAUUUUGGAGGGAAAAUGACAAGCAGUACUCAAUUUGGACAUUUAGGGAUGGACGUUGUUUCUAAGGGGUGUACUCACUUUUGUUGCCAGGGGUUUAGAUAUUAAUGGCUAUAUUUUGAGGGCAAAAUAAAUGAACUGUAUUAUAUAACCUGCUCACAGACUACUUUUUAUUGUGUCAGAGUGUCAUUUUGUCAGUGUUGUCCCAUGAAAAGAUAUACUUAAAUAUCUGCAGAAAUGCGAGCGGUGUACUCACUUUUGUGACACACUGUAUCUUCUGCAGCGUGAAUAAAACCUGGAAACUGACAUAUACCGAAAACACGAAAAAGAUGGAUUCGCCUAAGUGUCAUAAACACGUAUUAAAAAAUAUCAGUACUAUAGUACAUCAAGCUAUUUUUGUUUUAAUGAGUUGAAAUACAUAUUUUUAAUGCAUCUUUCAGGUUUAAUACAAAUAAAAGCAUACAUAGUAUUUUUAAAGUGUCGUAUGACGGACAAAAACAAAACAGCAACACAGUAUGUAGAAUAUGAGACAGCUUUAUUUUUAGAAUCGCAUGAAAAUUUUUCUUAAUGUGAAGAAUUCCACUUUUCUUAUUACACCCACAAGUGGUAUUGUUGUAAAUUGGCAUUUACCUUGUAAGUUUCUUUGUGUUCGCGACUGAAGUUUCGAGUCCACCUCCCAGAACCCUGAUUUCAUAUGGUGCUAGAGACUUGAUAA